UUUCACCUUUCCGAUUCCGUGUCCAUGAGACGGCAUUCUUACGUGAUGUGAAGUGUGGGUUUGAAAAUUUCUUUCUGGUUACAUACAAAUAAAAUAAAAAAGAUACAAAAGAUUUAAUUAUUGCGAAUACAGAUUAUGUUUCGAAUUAUACAAAUUCGACAUGGAUUUAAUUGCGAUAUCUACUCUCAGCUGUAUUCUGGAUAACAUCGUACCAUUCCUGAUUAAACUCAUUAUUUGGCGCAUUUUUGCAAGGAAACGAAAGAAUUUGGCAGAAAUAAGCAUCGCUCUGCCCCGCGAAGUGAAAUAUUAAUUGUUAAUGUUGACUGUUCAGGUUUUAUCAUAUGUAUUCAUACAAAAUAAAUAUGACAUCGAAUUACAAGAAGAAUUGAAUAAUUUGAAGCAGGAUAUGAUAGCAAUUUCUAUAGUGGAUCAUUUUGCCAAAUAUGCUAAACUCCAACGUCGAAGCAAUCAUGUGGAAAAUAUUCUAAAAAAGAACAUGACUCAACGACUAAAGUGGAAGUUAAAAUUACAGAUGUGGCUAAUUUACAGUUUUCAUGCACUGAAUGGCAUGUUAAUCUUAUGGCUAUUAUAUAUGUAUAAAAACGAACCAGUUAUUGUUCUAUCAAAGAAUAUAUUAUGGCCGAUCGAGGAUUUGUUGAGUUGGUCAUGUCAACAUGAAAAUGCUAUUUCUUUACUAGUAUGGCUUAUGAUCACUCGAUUAGGAACGUCAGCAUGCAACAGACUUUAUGUAUAAGAAUAUCUAAUGAAUUUUCAUGUAAAUAAUUAAUUUAUAUGUUUUAUUGAUAAAAGGUAUAAUUAAAAAGAUCUCAUAUGAGAAGAAUUCUCUAUCAUGUA
Molecule: messenger RNA, 855 nt
Organism: Pogonomyrmex barbatus (red harvester ant)
Lineage: Eukaryota; Metazoa; Arthropoda; Insecta; Hymenoptera; Formicidae
Product: guided entry of tail-anchored proteins factor 1
Biological process (GO): tail-anchored membrane protein insertion into ER membrane
Cellular component (GO): GET complex
Molecular function (GO): protein-membrane adaptor activity
Source: RefSeq, a predicted model, not a curated record